AUGGCGUCCGCCAUGCCCAAGUCGCUCUCCGCGCGCCGCGUGUGGUUCGACCAGUUCGUCUCGCCGGGUCGCGUGCUCACCGCGUCCGUCCUCGGACGACCAACAGAAAAACUCGAAUCGCUGUACAAAAUCGGCGGGAAACUAGGUCAGGGCCAAUUCGGCGUUACAUAUCUAUGCACGGAGCUCGCGACGGGCAAAGAGUACGCGUGCAAGACAAUCGCGAAGAAGAAACUGAUCACUGCGGAGGACGUGGCAGACGUGAAACGCGAGGUGGCCAUCAUGCACCACCUGGCGGGCCACAAGAACAUCGUGUGUAUCAAGGGCGCGUACGAAGACGCCUACGCGGUUCAUAUCGUCAUGGAGUUGUGCUCGGGAGGGGAGCUGUUCGACCGGAUCAUCAAGAGGGGGUACUUCAGUGAGCGGCAGGCGGCCACGUCGAUUCGCACAAUAGCACGGAUAGUGGAGACGUGCCACUCGCUGGGCGUGGUUCACCGCGACUUAAAGCCCGAGAACUUCCUCCUCGCAGACAGGACGGAGAAUGCCGACCUUAAGGCCACUGACUUUGGCCUCUCAACCUUCUUCAAGCCAGGCGAGUUCCUAUCGGACGUGGUGGGCAGCCCAUACUACGUGGCACCGGAGGUGUUGAGGCGGCGCUACAGCAAGGAGGCGGACAUCUGGAGCAUGGGGGUCAUCCUCUACAUCCUGCUCUCGGGAGUGCCGCCAUUCUGGGCUGACACGGAGCAGGGGAUAUUUGAGGCGGUGCUGAGGGGGAACAUGAACUUUGCGGUGCAGCCGUGGCCGUCCAUCAGUGACGAUGCAAAGGACCUCAUCCGCCGCAUGUGCUGCCUCGACCCCGCCCGCCGCCUCACCGCCUACCAAGUCCUCUGCCACCCGUGGGUCGCUCAGGAUGGAGUGGCACCCGACCGGCCUCUGGACGCGGGGGUCAUAUCUCGCCUCAAGCAAUUCUCUGCGAUGAACAAACUAAAAAAAAUGGCUCUGCGGGUGAUCGCAGAGUCGCUAUCAGAGGAGGAGAUCUCGGGGCUGAAGCAGACGUUUGAGAUGAUGGACACGGACAGGAGCGGCACCAUCACGUUUGAGGAGCUCAAGGCGGGGCUGCAGCGCAUCGGAGCCAACAUGAAGGACAGCGAGGUGCAGGAGCUCAUGGACGCGGUGAGUGCUGUCUGUAGUUGGAAAGGAGGGGGAAAGUGGAGGAUGGGCGUGGGCAUUAAGGACAGUGAGGCCGACUUUGAUGGCAACGGGAUGAUCGACUAUGGGGAGUUUCUAGCGGCCACGAUGCAUUUGAACAAGAUCGAGCGCGAGGAUAUUCAAGAGGAGACUCUAUGGAACCCAUACUCACAUUUCUCCCUUCCACUUCUCCCUGCCAGGCUGACUUUGACGGCAAUGGCAUGA
Closterium sp. NIES-65 is the source of this 1410-nucleotide messenger RNA. The record is from the annotation of a GenBank genome assembly. Lineage: Eukaryota; Viridiplantae; Streptophyta; Zygnematophyceae; Desmidiales; Closteriaceae.